Penicillium concentricum is the source of this 1209-nucleotide messenger RNA. RefSeq names its product agmatine deiminase family protein. Gene Ontology annotation, biological process: putrescine biosynthetic process. The transcript has a single exon. The record is from RefSeq and is a predicted model, not a curated record. Bases 1 to 1209 code for a protein of 402 amino acids. Lineage: Eukaryota; Fungi; Ascomycota; Eurotiomycetes; Eurotiales; Aspergillaceae. Gene Ontology annotation, molecular function: protein-arginine deiminase activity; agmatine deiminase activity.
AUGAAGCUUUUCGAGCGAUCCCAAAAAUUGCUGUCGAAACUUUAUACCACCACACGUACCUUGCUCCAAUCUUCUCAUAUCCGCGAUGACAUCAAAGUUCAAAGCAGCUACGUCUUCCCAGCAGAGUCAGAGUGCCAUGAAGCCACAAUAAUGGGGUUACCAUCUCGAUGUUCCCUACCCCCCGAUCAGUAUGAUGCUAUGUGCAAUGAAUUAGCUCAACUAGCGGCGGCGAUCACUGAGUUCGAACCGGUUCGACUGUACGCGAGGCCCGAAGACAUCCAAUUGGCCGAGUCCUUAGUCAAGACUUUUGUGAAAGAUACAUCGAAAAUAUCUGUCAUUCCGUGUCCAAUCAAUCACUGCUGGGUGCGCGACACAGGCCCAGUCUACGUACGCGACACAACAGGAGCAUUCCCAAAUCAACGGUUCGCAAUCAACUUCCGGUUUAAUGAAUGGGGUGGGAAGAAACCCGAAGACGACGGAAUUUGCUGGGGUCAGCGAUGGCCCGUGAUGAAUGAAAGGGCACUGCAGGAAAACACUGAUUUCGCGCGGUGGGUAAUCGAGCACGACUGCGAGCCUAGCCCCGUUACGCAGGUCGAGACUUCGAUUCGCGCCGAGGGCGGUGGUCUCGUUACCGACGGCGAGGGAACCUUGCUUAUCACGGAGAGUAGCAUUGUAUGCGAUAUGCGCAACCCAGGGUUGUCCAAGGGCGAGAUCGACACGGAGCUGAAGCGAGUGCUCGGGAUCGAAAAAGUGAUUUGGUUCCCGGGGCGGCGCGAUGUGGAUAUUACCGAUGUGCAUAUGGACGCUGAGGCAAGAUUCGUGCGCCCUGGUGUCAUCGCUUACUCUAAACCACAUGCCAUUGCGCCAGACUUGUGGAAGGAGUUGUCUAUGGAGAUCUGGGAGAUUCUGGAUCGUGAGACGGACGCUAAGGGUCGGCGCUUGCAGAUCCACACUAUUGAAGAACCCGACCCACGAGGCUUGGUCAAAUCAGAACACGAUGAACUUUCGGCCAGUUAUGUAAAUUUCUAUUUUGUUAACGGGGGUCUGAUAAUCCCUAAAUUCGGUGAUGGAGAAAGGGAUCAACAGGCUUUGGAGAUGUUUCAGCAGUUGCUCCCUGAGCGGGAGAUUCGGCAGGUGUAUGCUAACGCUAUUCCCCUUACUGGUGGAGUUCUUCACUGCGUGACCCAGCAGGUUCCUGCAAUGAAUUGA